Spirometra erinaceieuropaei is the source of this 10943-nucleotide messenger RNA. The record is from the annotation of a GenBank genome assembly. Lineage: Eukaryota; Metazoa; Platyhelminthes; Cestoda; Diphyllobothriidea; Diphyllobothriidae.
AUGUGCAUUGAGGCCUCAAGGUCAACUCCUACUCCCGUUCUAAGUGGUGCACCCCAGGGCUCCGUCUUAGGGCUGUUGCUAUUCCUGGUUUACAUUAACGACUGCGUCGACGACCUGGGAUGCAGCGCCAUGAUGUUUGCUGACGAUGUUAAGCUGUGGAGACCCAUCAGAUCUGAUGCAGACAGGUGCGCGCUUCAAGACAGUCUCAACCGCCUGAACAGUUGGUCAGCUCGCUGGCUCCUCAAUUUUAAUGUGGACAAAUGUGUGGUCCUGAGACUCCGCACCAGACGGACCAGUAAGGAGGACGAUUCCUUUCAAUACGUCCUUGGUGGUCGGCCCCUUUCAAAUGUUGUGGAACAGAAAGACCUGGGCGUCCUAAUGACCUCCUCGCUGAAACCAUCUUCAGAUUGUCAAAGGGCAGCCAAAAGUGCGAUAAGGGUGUUAUUUGCGCUGAGACGAAGAUUUGUGCAGAUCGACAAGGAGCUGUUCGGAAAAACCUAUAAGGCAUUCGUCCGGUCUCACUUAGAGUACGCAGUCCAGGCCUGGCGACCGUGGUUGAAGAAAGAUUAUCAACGACUGGAAAGAGUACAGGCGAUGGCUACGAAGAUGGUCAAGAAUCUUCAUCAUUUGCCUUACGAAACCAGGCUGACCGAACUAAAUCUGUUUCCUCUAAAUUGCAGGCAACUGCGCGGCGAUCUCAUUCAAACCUACAGGAUUGUCAGAAGCCGUGAGUGUGCCCUAGACUUUGAUGAAUUCUUUGAAUUGGCCCGGACUGACCGUCUGCGUGGUCAUCCGUUCAAACUGCAAAGGAAGCGGGCUCAUUCGGACGUCCGACGGAACGCCUUCUCUCAUAGGGUCAUCGGGGCAUGGAAUGGACUCCCUGACGCCGUCGUUCUUUCCGAAAAUGUCAAAUCCUUUAAGUGCAGACUAGACGCUCAUUUGUUGAGAACCAACUGUACAUACAAUAAUGAUUGUUUUACCGGCGGCAGUUUGCGCCUAGCUCACACUUACCGCUAACUUCUUAACUUUUCGCAUUUGCUGAUGUAAUUGAUGACUUUAUUUCUGUUUAUCGAUAUGAAUAGGGAGCUCAAGGGCGAAAGCCUCAUUCCCGCAAUAAACUGACUUAAACUGACUUAAAUUACUUUUGCAGAAGUGCUGUUUAUGUCGCCAUAAAUCAACUGGUCGACUAUUUCGCCGGCUGAUGGCCUGCUACGACUAGCAGAGGCGUAUUUUUUGACGACUGAAGUGUCAAGAGGUACUACAUGUUAUGAAGGGUUUUGUGAGUUAAUCAGAUCUGCGGACGGCGAAGAACAUACGCUGGCACCUGCUAUGUCUUCGGUCACGAUUUUAGCACCCAGAGACGGUGGGGAGGCCGCAAGCUUUCGCCGUUUAGCACGUGCUCUGCGGGGCAUUACAGACAGGAAAAGUUUUUCGUUACAGAAGAAGGGUCAACACGUUGCCAACAUACGGAAAAUCGCACUUAAUAGCAAGUGCAACUGUUAUUUAACUACGAAAAAUAGAAAGAGAUAGUAGGGAAAGGAGUCACUAGAAAGGUUUUUUCUACAAAAUAGGACUAUUUUGAAAGACCGUCAAAUAAAACUGGGAAAAAUUAUAUCUUGUAUUGAAAGGCGACUUUUAAAAGGGGCUCAAGUAAAAAACAGGCAUUAGUUGCUUAAGAAUAUCCAGAUAAAUGCAAAGCUUCUCUUCUCUUCGUAAUGAACAGCAGUCAGUCGUAGUCAUCAACUUUGAUCUUAAAAAAGCAUUCGACAGGGUACCACAUAGCGGUCUUUUGGCAAAAUUGGAAGCUCUCGGCAUCCGGCCGCCUCUACUCGACUUCAUCAGGACCUAUCUAUCCAACCGAUACCAGUAAGUCAUGGUUGGUAAUAGCUACUCGGCACCUAAUAAUAAUUUUUUAUUCCAGUUCAGUAAGGGUCAUGUAAGAAUACAUUUUUACAUGAGUAUUAGAACAGGUAGACAGAACCUAUACAAUACUUAAUUCAUAGUUUUGAAAUAAGUAGUUUAUUUGGCACAAAGAAUGACGAGCGAGCAAUGAAAAAACAUCCCUCGAUCACGAGAGGCGUACUUCAAUGCACGGUUUUGGGUCCGCUACACUUCCUUCCCCACACCAAUGAUAUUUCAACUGAAUUGAUAAAUUCGCAAGCUUUUAUUUAUGCCGAUGACCUCAAGUGUGUUUAUUCAUAUUCUUAGGAGAGCGCAAAUGUUUUUGUUGAAAAAAUUAAUACCGAGUAACUACGCUUAAGCAGAUGGAGUGCAACAUGGCAGAUGGAGUUUUCAUCAUCUAAGUGUACUUUCAUGUCUUUUGGUUUUCCCAAACUUCCUGCUCCCAUAAUUUUUCAGAAAAACUCACUCUCAGCAUGCAUCACCAUAAAGGACCUAGGUUCAAAAUAUACAAAUAAAGGUGCCUUAUCACCUCAUGUAGGUCGAAUCUCGGCCAAGGCUACACCGAUAUGUGGAUUCAUAUCACAUAAUUUUCCCUUCUGUGAAUGAAGCUAAGACUUUAUCUAAUGCUUGUUCUUCCUGUACUCGAAUACUGUUGUCCUAGCUUUGGUCAGGUCAGUAUGUCAGUAUAUUUUAAGGGUAAUAGGCAAUGCCUUUAAAAACCAUAUUGAAAACGGUACGUGCAAUAUCUACCUUUAAAUAAACAUGGUACUAAAUAAUCCAUGGAGUUUUCAAAGGCCUUGCCUGUUAUCCUUGCCAAAGUACGCCAAGCUUGAAGUGCGGGCGAGGACUGGAACAAACUAUCUGAUUCGGUUGUUCUGGUGGAAAGCGCUGAGACAUUUAAACGAAGACUUUUUGGCAUUUUAUAUGAGGACCAUGAAUUGACUUGAUAAGAACUGAUAACCUGUACCCAUAUCUCUAUGUAAACCUAUAUGCGUUUUUUACUCUAUGUCUGGAAAUAUGCUUUUCAAAGGGUAUGCCUAUCUCGCUUAUACAUACUGAGUUAUACUGAAAUUAACUCUACAAACUUCAAUAGCCAACGCAAACCAGUAUAGAAAGGGGGAGAGAGGACCUUGACAAAUAACUUCAGAGCAGUGGGUCUCACGAGCAUUUACUGCAAACUAAUGGAGAAAAUGCAAGAAAAAUAACUGAUGGUGUAUAGUCAGGAAAACAACUGGCUUAGUGCGCAUUAACACGGAUUUAGAAAAGGGGUCGAUUUUGCCUUACCAACCUACUAACGUUCAUAGAAAUCUGGAGGACAUCUUCAGGAAUGAGUUUGUGGGUAAAUGUAGUCUAAAUUGACUUCAAAAAAGCGUUUGACAGGAUUCCACACAGACGGCCAAAAUCUAGACUGCGUCGUGUGAAUGUAUGUGGUGACCUACUCCAAUGGUCGGUUGACUUUCUCAUGUGCAGAUAUCAGGAUGUUUGCAUUGGUGACACCAAAUCGGAGUGGGAAAUCUUUCACAGCGGGGUUCCGCAGGGGGCGUUCUGGGUUUCAUUCGGUUUUGGAUAUUUGUGAACAGCUGCCUUGACUGCCUGACCUGCGAAAAGUUAGUGUUCUCUGAUGAUCUAAAGGGAUGGAAUCGAAUAGAAAGGUCGGAGGAUGUGCUUAGCUUGCAGAAUAGCUUGGAUCGAUUACAACACAGGUGUGAUUAAGGGCUUCUCAAACUCAUUUUCAACAAAUGCCAAAUCAUCCGACUGAGGUCUAUUUGAAGACAAGUUGUGGGCUUUGAAUGUCAGUAUUUCACCGAAUGGCACCAACUCGAGCUGGUAAACGAGUCUUGGGACCCAGGUGUGCGUAUGGCGUCCACUCUCAAGCCUUCGUCACACUGCGUCAAGAUAGCAAAGAAGGCAAUGGGCAUGCCGGGAGCGAUCUAGGGAUCCUUCCCUAGCCUUAACGAGUGGCCUUUGGUCGGGUGUUCGAAGCCGUUAUCCGGCCGAUAGCAAAAUAUUGCAUUCAGGCGUUGCGUUCCUGGAUGAAGCCAGACUACACUUUCCCGAAGAACGUUCGAAAAAUGACGACCAGACUAUUUAGUGGGCUGAAUUGUCUAAUCUGUGAGGAACGACGGGAAAAUGUCAAAAAUUUUCCUGUCUUUUAUAGGCAAUACAGAGGGCAUAUGAUCGUGAUCUUCAAAUUCGUCAGAUAAGUAGACUGUGCACUUCACUCUGCCGAUUUUUUGAACUAACACAAUCAAAAAAUCCCCAAAGCUACAGAUACAAAUCGAAGACAAAGUACGCCAACUUGAAGUGGUGGCCAACUUCUUCUUCCACCGAGUGAUUGAAGAAUGGAAAAGACUACCUAGUUCGGUUGCUCUGGCAAAAUGCGUUCAGACAUUUAAAAGAGGAUUUGUGUGCAUUUUACUUUGUGGACAUAUAUUUAUUUGACAAGAGCUGGUGUGGUGUACCCAUGUAGCUACAUGGGCAUGUGCACGUUUUUUUCAGUUUAUGUCUGCGAAUGUGGUUUUCAAAGCCUCCCCCCCUUCCUUUUACACGUACUGAAUUAUAAAAUACUGAAUUCUUUGUUUAAUUUUCUACUACAUACCCAGAGAUUCACAGAUGCCUGCAUCCUCCCUCCCAUUCUUAGUUGUUCUCCUGUUAUUUUUCUGCUGUGCUUUAAAAUAGAUGCGCUCAUUUUUAGACGUGUCCUCCGAAUGCUCUCCUCUGCUGUCGCUGUUUCUGAUGUCUUUUUAUGUGAUAUCUUAAUAUCACAUUUCGCAUUGGUUAGACAAUUUACUGAUCGAAUUCUGGAUGAUGUCCAUCCACUUCACCCUAAGUUAAUAUCUGUAAAGUCCCUCCCCAUCAUGCGCGCGGCCUCUGGCAUAUAUCUUGCCGUUCACUGGCCGUUCCGACAGGCCGCCAGGGUGUUCAGCACUCAGGAGACUGGUAAAAAAGUAAAAUCCCUCGGUGCUCGAAAAAUUCAGACCGAAUUCAAAAGACGCGGGGUGCUUCGACCCACUUUGUAAAAUAGUCUACCAUAACCAGGAUACAUUCGUAUCCACGGACGGAUAUUGGCAGGGGGCUAAUAAUGUCUACACCGACGCGCUCAUCUGGAAAACUCGUAAUCAUGGGUUGCAUGGGUGCACGGGGAAAGGGGUUUGGUGACUUGAACAGUGCGCAAGUGGUGCAGGAUUGCAGAAAUGGAGGAUGGAAGAACGGAGUUGGGGCCACCAAAAUCGUGUAUGGGCUGCCAGUUCGGUGCGUCGUUGGCCGCGAUGCCCUAAUUCUGUGUGGAAAUCAGGCAUUACGCUGUCAAUCAAGCAUCCUGGCACUUCUGAGCGUAGUUGUUUGAUGACGGGUCGAGGAAACAGAGGAUAUUGUUGUCAGUUGCGAGGUGGGGCCACUGGUACCAAAGGAGGCGUGCGCUUUGACUAGCUCCUUUCAUGUCCGCCUCGGAGGGUUUAUUGAAAUGUUGGGAUAGGUGGUUAUAAAUGAUAGCCGUGUCAGGGUCAGUCUGUUGAGCCGACGAACAAACGUAACGAGUGGGUUCGGACAUCGUGACCGCGUUGACUGACGCGCUGUUGCGGUCUAGGUUUGGAGGUUGCGUAUCGGGAAAACGCGAGAAAGCGUCAGAAUUCCCACGUUUAUGACCCGGACGGUAUUGACACGCGAAGCGAAAUCUUGUAAAAAUUCCCGCCUCCGUGCGAGUUGGUCCAUGGGGUCUUUGAUAGAUUGUAACCAUUGGAGCGCUCAAUGGUUAGUGCGGAGGACAAAAUGGCGACCAGUGAGUAGGUGCUUAAACUGGCGGAUGAAUGUUAUGAUGGCUAAAUAUCUCUGCGGGAGGUACAGUAGUUCCGUUGAGGCUUAGUGAUAGUGUUUCUCGCGAAGCAUAUCGGGUGUUCGAUCCCCUUAACAUCCGCUUGAGACAGGAUUGCCACCAUGGCGAACCCACUAGCGUCAGUGUCAAGGAUAAAAGUGAGUGCGUCGGGGUUUCGAUUAGGGAGGGGAAAAAGUGGGGCUGAGCAGACAGCGACUCUACGGUUAGUUAAAUUUUCCUCACAGUCAGGGGACCACUUGAAUUCCCGGCCUUUUUCUGUAAGUUUAUGUAGUGGAUCGGCUAUAUGGGCAGAGUUCCGGAUAAACCGUCUGUAGUAAGAGGCUAGUCCGAGUAAGCUACGGAGUUGCGACUGGGUUUUCGGGGAUGGCCAUGCUCGAAUUUGUUGUAGCCGAUCAAGGAGGGCAGCUAUAUGGCCGGAUGAGGUUUUGUGACCCCCAAAUUGUACUUCCAAGUAUAAGAGACGCAUUUAUGGGGGUUUAAUGUCAAGCCGGCAUCGCGGAGCGCUUUUAAAACCCCUCGUAGAUUACGGUUGUCUUUGUCAGUGGUCUGCCCGAAUACGAUAAUAUCGUCCAGGUAGACUAGGCAUUUGGUGGGGGUGAGGAGUCGUAACACCUGAUACAUCAGUCGCUGAAAGGUGACGGCAGCAUAACAAAGCCCGAAGGGAAGUGUCUGGAAUUCAUACAGGCCUUGUGGCAAAGUGAAAGCUGUUUUGUGGCGGUCUUUCGGAUGGAUUUCUACCUGCCAAUAUCCAGAUUUGAGGUCGAAAGUGGAGAACCAUGCCGCACUUCCCAGGGUGUCGAGGGUAUCAUCUAGACGGGGAAGGGGAAACGAGUCACGGACGGUGACGGCGUUCAGGCGCGAUAGUCAAUGCGCAGCCGCAAGGACCCGUCUUUCUUAGGCAGUAGAGCUAUGGGGUGAAGCCCAUGGUGAGGAAGAGGGCUGAAUUAAUCGUGCCUUUAAAAGGUCGUCUAAAAUUUUAUCAACCUCGUCUCGGUAUGGGGUUGGUAUGCGUCGUGGAGAUUGCCAGACGGGUUUGGCAUCACCAUUGCUAAUGGCGUGCUGCACCUUGGAUGUGCUGCCGAUGGACUCGGUUGUCCACGUGAGCACAUCGGGAAAAGAAAGCAAGCGUUCACGGAGUUGACUACAUGCCUCAGGUGCUAGCGAUAUCGGAGGAGGCAGGAUGUCGUCUAUACUGAUAGGGUCUAAGAUGGUAGCUGAUAAUAGGGCGUUGUAUAUGUGGUCGAAGUCGAGCGAUUGUAGUGGAGGGGUGGCAGUAGGGUUAGAAUUUACCAAUAGGCGGCGGUCUUUAGUAUGGAUAGUGCAAUCAUGACUCGCUAGAAAAUCUAGUCCUAGGACGAGGUUCUAUUGGUUACCAGGUGGUUCAAGGAAUUGGUACGCAACGACUGUCCCCUCGAGUACUAUUUGGAGAGUUAUCGGACCCAGUAUAGGGAUCUUAGUACCGUCCGCCGCUCGGAGGCUACGGGGAUAGCUUAUAGGUUCGAUCUGGUCAUAAGUUUUGCGGGAUAGUAUAGCAGGAUUCACGGGAGAUACGUUGGCUCCUGUGUCGACUAAUGCCUGCACAGACUGGCCUUAAAAGUUAACCAGUGCAGUAAGAGGGGGUUAAUGGGAAACAGUGUCUAAAUAGGCAGGGACAACGAAAGUGUAUUUACUGUGGGUGCUGUGACCACAGCAUUUGGCUUGCGGGGCGAAGGCCGUACAAUAUGCAAACCCUGGGUUGAAGUCAGGAAAAAGUACCGGUAGAGAGGACGGCUUGCUGGGAGGCGGAGGUAUUGGGCGUAGGGGUUUACGGUCAUGAGAUGGUGCAUCCUUACUGCCAGAAUGAUGCAUUUCAUAUAGUCGGCACUAUCGAAUGGCCGAAGAUAAGUUACUGGGAGGGUGCAACAGGAGAAUGUCGGUCGCCUUGUGGUCGUGUAGGCCGGUAAUGAAUUGGAGGAGAUUUAGCCAGUCAUGGCCUGAUUCCCGCAAAUUGGGGGUAAGUUAUGGCUGCCAGGCGAAAUCGUCCACGGACUGUGUGGGGUGUUGACGUAAGGUAGCAAAACGUUGGUUGGCAAUGCCUGCGGCGCCUGGAGGGUCAAAAAGCUGGACGAGUAUCUCUGUUGCUCGCUUGAAGUCCGUCGUGGGUUUAAUCCCAGCAGUGAAAGCACGUCGGCGUGAUGGGAAGAUAAGAACCGUAAGAAGUAACAAGUAUGUUCGUAUGGAGGUACAUUUAGCAGUAGGAUCGAGAGAUCACGCAACCAUUCACGGAUGUUUUUCGUCUGUUUCGUACAUCUCAGGCACUAGUAAAAGGCUGGGGCCGUAGGGGUUGGGAACGUUUUCCAGGUACGUGGGGUCUGUGCGCGGGGAGGUGGAGGGGCGGAAUGGAACUAAGGGCUGGUACGCUCACCGUCUACCAACAUUGUUAUGCCAGUUUCGGAUGGAUCAGUAGGGGUCGAAGCGAUAUCACAUGGGGACAGUCUCCUCUUCUUUAUAAUCUGAGGGUUGACUUGAGAAUCUGAACGCGGGGCAUCCAACAUUCUUCACAGACAGUCUUAAACACACCAGAGUUGGACGUUAGGUGGGAAGAAUAUAGGCAGGUGCUGAAGAGUAUGUAAACGUGUGUAGACGUCAAAAGAAAAAGAUUAAUGAACUGAAUGCAAAAACUAACAAAAUAGGCAUCGUUGGGAAAAUAUGUACAUUCAUCAGAGUAAAGGGUUAACCCGAAAAAAGACAGAAGUUGGAAAGCAAAAUGUAGCAACGAUCAACGAGAGAACAAACGAGGGUGGAACUUAUCGGGUAUGUGGAUCACAGGCUUUGAUCAGGCCCAUGUGACGAGCUUGGCCGGGGAUUAUCUACAAGAUGAGUAUUCGCUUGUUUAUUAAAACAAGGUCAGUACCCUAUGCUCUAUUUGGGCUGUUACACGAAUUCUUUUAGCCAGCGGGCAGUGGUGGCGCGUCCCUUGCGAUGUCUGUCGUCUUUUUCAGGCCGUCGACGGUAGUCCAUCGAAUAAGCUCUGUGAGGCUUUUUUCUGUCUUAUCAGUGAAAAAACACACACCUCUAAUAAAAUUCCGGUCGCAAAAAAAUUUCGAAGCUGGUAAGCACUGCCAUUGAUGGUUGUGUAUAUAUAUAAACUGAUAGACGGCGUACGGCGCUCAUCGAUCGCGUUACGGGACCUACUCUUCUCUUUAUGCCUUGGAACUCUAUCUAGAACCCCGCAGGCAGUCGUACGGCGACUAUUAAUAUAUGCAAAAUGAGGUUACCGACAAAGACUAGGGGGAGCGGAACGGCGAUUUCUAGAUUAUUGGCGUGGGGUUGUGUAUGGCCGGCUGAUGACGUCUAACAAAACAGAUGUGGCCAUUUCGGCCUCCGUUGCAUUUGUCGGCUAUUUGAUUCUUCUUGUACGUAUAUGUGUUGACAAUGGCAGAGGUACUUUCACUGAUCGCUUUAGGAGUCGCCUGUUGGUUACACAUCCAUAACAACCGCACUUGAAAAUUCAUAAAGAGAUGUGCGCACCUGUGGGUUGCAUAGUAGAACAUGCAUCCCCAUGCUGCGGAACCGCAUAUGUGCGUGUUAUAUAAGUAAAUUUCGUCGCAGACUUUUGAAGCCGAACAUCCGUAGCACCUAUCCGAUUGCCUAGCUCUUUUGCUGAGGGCCCUGCGUGUUCACGCACUUCACCCAAUAGUUGCUUACCAUUUGCAUUCGAAGAGAGUUGGCGUAUAAAUCUAACUACUGUCUAAGAAGUAUUGUUAACAGAUGGAACGAACUCUGAAGUUUAAACUGAAAAUUGACUCUCUAAUGGAUCUAUUUUGUGUUAUGUGUAGGUUUGUCUUAGUUGGACUGCCAUGUGUCGCAUACUUAGGGGCAUUUGCACGAGAGAGAUGUUACUGGAUCAAACCUGUUCGGCCAGAUAAACGUCACAGAUAAUGCCUCGGCGCGCAUCACUCAUCUUCAGCAAGUCAUAGUCAUUCACCCCACUCCAUUCUCCGGCCGCGAAGACUACAUACCAAAGGCCCAAGAACCACGCUAUUGUUUGACGGACUUUAUCGAAUGACGUUUCGAACCUACAUUCUUGCCGACCCCAGCUAAGCAAAACUAUAGAGUUUAGGUGAGCAUAGGGCGGCGUGGAGCAGUCCCCAAUGACUUCAGAUAUCCUCCUUAUGUUUUUCCAGUCAAUGCACAUUGCAUUAUUGGGGACGAAGUCGGUGCAUCUCACUCGAAAGGUCGUUCUCUCGCAACUGAGCAUUCAUAAGCGCCAGGGCGGACUGACUGGAGCGAUGUCUGGCACAUGUGAGCCUUUACGGAAAUUAAAAUACCACAUCUUGUAUUUCAAGGGCUUUAAUAAGCACUACAACAACGUCAAUCUGGCUGGCGCCCUCCUUACUCUACCAUUAUGGGAACAACUGGAAACCUGGCUACUCUAAACGACCUACUAUGAGCUGACAGCUGUUAAUCACGGGAUGUCUCUACCGGCCAGAGGUUCAGUUCGCUGGUACAUCUCUGUUCUCAGUUUUGGUGGGUAGUCAGUUUGGCUUGGCAACCUCCUUCAUCUAAAGUGCGGCUUCUUAGACUACCAGUUUGACGCCCACGUGUCAGUAUCAGAGUCGUCGAGGCCAGUCAGCCGGUCCCGUCUGCUCUCGAGGAGUAGCUAUUGACAGGGCCGCGCAGCGUUAAAAGGCUGAGCGACCCCUUUUUGAAAUCCAGACUUACUGCUUUGUAUCGUCGUUAUUGUUAGUUUUUAGACGAUUGUUCUGCUUCUUCAGGUGCCUGUCGACCAAGCAUUUAACGUCAUAACUCUGUGGUAACUUUUAUGUGACUAACGGAAGAGAGUCGGGGAGGCGAAAGUCUUGUUAAUUGACAGGUAGAUAGUUAUAAUUAACUCCAAAGCUGAUUGUAAAAGACGCUUGUGCACUGUCCCUAUCCAAUCUAGAAAAUGCUGAAUCAACAGCACGUUUUGAUUUGGCUCAUGCCACUGCUAUCUUGAAUUUGGAUUUUUUGCGGUAUUUUACGAUUUUUCAUGCAUUUGCUCGCUUCAACAUCAGAAUUUCUAUUUAAUAGAGAAAAAGUCACCAGCUCUCGCGGCGACUCCGGUAGAGAUCGAACUGAAUCCCAAUUUCUGCCGUAAGGCGUUGUCAGAUGAGGAAAUUAUGAACUUUCAGGUGCACUUUCAUUUGUGACUUACUCUGCCGUUUAGUUUGGUGGGUUGCCGGCAUAA